Leguminivora glycinivorella is the source of this 504-nucleotide messenger RNA. RefSeq lists its product as uncharacterized. The record is from RefSeq and is a predicted model, not a curated record. Lineage: Eukaryota; Metazoa; Arthropoda; Insecta; Lepidoptera; Tortricidae. The transcript is spliced from 4 exons. The coding region runs from base 184 to 486 and encodes 100 amino acids.
AAUUUUUAUAACCGGUAAUAUUUCAGGAAGUGAUAACGUAGUGAUACAGAAACCAAAACAAUAAAAAGUAGAGCCCAGGGGAUAUUAUGUGACGACCAGCAUUUGGCUUAGGAGCUUCGACAUGCCAGGUAGGCGCUGUUGGCGAACGAGUUCAAGAUACCGCGUGUCAAGCAGAAGGCCCGUAUGAAGAUCCCUACAGUUGCUACAGUUGAGCGCCGGCCUGCUAUUUUGCCUUUUGUUCACGGACCAACGCCCCGACAUACAGGUGCAAGCCCUAGUUACUACAAAGCCAUGACGAGAACCCAGACUCUGAAGCAGCCCUGGAGCUGGAUCCAAGACAACUCAAGAACUGCAUCGAGGACGCUGCAUGUCAGGAGGGGCCGUGUUAGCUACAAUGUCUGCAAACUGCUGACGAGGCAACGCGACCACCCGACGGGACCCCUUCCUCAGGCUGCGAGGACCGAAACUCUGCCUAUUUGGCCGUAGACGCUCGCUCGAUUAACA